AUGGAAUACAUGAAGGUAAAUCACAUGUCACAACAGUGCCGAAAUUAUCAUCUCAUACUCAACUUGUAUUUAUUCAUCAAUACUCAACUUGGUAAAUCGGUUGCGAUUUUAACAACUGAUAAUGGUCCAGACUGGUCAGGGAAAAGUCCAUGUAAUCUUUAUAAUUCUGGACAACUAUGGAAAAAAUUAAAUUUAGAUGCCUUAAUAUUAAAUAGUUAUACACCUGGUAAUAGUCGUUAUAAUCCAGUUGAAAGAUCAAUGUCACCAUUAUCAAAUUGGCUUGUAGGACUUACAUUGAAAAGAGAAUAUAAUUCAAAUGCCAGCAAACCACAUAAUCUGGAUGAUGCACUUAUCUGCUUAAAUUCUUAUUGGGACAAAAGAAAAUAUGCUGGUUUUCAAUUAGAUUGUUAUCCAAUACUUUCAUAUAAUGCAACAGGUGAUAAUCAUACAACGACCAGAUUAUUAUUAAUGAAAACUAAACCAGAUAAACAGUCUAACCUUUACCAUGAUUAUAUAUUUCUAUUAAAACAUUGUAUUAAAUCGCAUUAUUCCUAUAUUUUUAUUAAAUGUUAUGAUAAAAAAUGUUCACAUUGUUCUAUUAAUCCGAUUCGUACUAAUUUGACUAUGGAAUUACUUUCACUACGUAACAAUGGAAUGCCGGUGCCCUCACCUAGUAUUAUUCAUCCUGAUCAUUUUAAUACAUUUUUACAAACUAUUCAUGCAUGUAUGCUUGAAAAAAAAAUCCAAAGCCUGAUACCUUUGUUCAUGGUGAGCAGUUUGGCUCAUGUAUUCAAUGUAAUAAUACUUACGUUUAUGCAUCGGCAGCCGAUACAACAAGACAUAAAAUAUGGUGUCAUUAAAACAAAUAGUAAAUAA
Molecule: messenger RNA, 876 nt
Organism: Didymodactylos carnosus
Lineage: Eukaryota; Metazoa; Rotifera; Eurotatoria; Philodinida; Philodinidae
Source: the annotation of a GenBank genome assembly